AUGACACAAAAUCUCGGUUCAGAUAUCAAGCCAUGGGCCCGCUCCGCGCCCAAAGGAUACAAAUUUAUCAACGCCAACAUUGUCGAUGUUUUAUCUGGCACACUAAAGGAGAAUCUGACCCUCAUUACAUCGGAGGGAAGAAUCUCCUAUCUUGGCCCGGAAUCAUCAGUGCCCGUUACGCCCCAAGAAUUGGAAAUUGUGGAUUGCCAAGGCAAAUACCUGAGCCCAGGCCUCUUUGAUGCCCAUGUUCAUUUAUGCGCAGUACCAGGCUUCAGUGAUUUGUCCAAAGCCUUCGGAAAUCCAAAUGACGUACAUCUGUUGCGUCAACCGUACACCGCUUCUCAGAUGCUGCACCGUGGUUUCACAAGCAUCCGUGACUGCGGCGGUGCGCAACUCGCCUUGAAAGAAGCCAUCGAAGAUGGUGUCUUCCCAGGCCCGAGAGUCUUUAUAUCCGGACAUGCGUUGUCGCAAUUCGGUGGUCAUGGUGAUCUGCGGGGCUCCCACGAGCCCACGGAAUGCUGCGGCGGCACGCACAGUAAUAACCAUCUUGGCCGGAUGUGCAAUGGUGUUCCAGAAUGCAUGUCUGCCGUCCGCGAAGAAAUUCGUUGUGGCGCAGAUUUCAUUAAAAUCAUGGGCUCGGGUGGCGUUGCCUCUCCCACUGAUAAGCUGGAGCAUCUUCAGUUCACAUCUGCUGAAAUUCAAGCGAUGGUAGAAUGUGCAGAUAACGCCGGCACGUUUGUUACCGCGCAUGCAUACACAGUCAAGGCUAUCCGGCAUUGUAUCGACAACGGUGUUCGCGGCAUCGAGCAUGGUAACUUUGUUGACCCGCCCACGGCGAAGCUCAUGGCUGAGAAGGGUGUUUACCUGACACCGACGCUGAUCGCAUAUGCCCAGAUGGCAUCGGAGCGGUGGAAGGAUUAUCUACCCAUUGAGUCGCAGGUGAAGAAUACCGUUGUUCUCAAAUCGGGACUUGAUGCUCUACGAGUUGCAUCAGAGGCGGGUGUCACUAUGUGUUAUGGCUCUGAUUUGCUAGGGCCGCUUGGAUCUGCGCAAACACAUGAGUUUGCUUUACGGUCGCAAGUGUUGACUUCUUUGGAAGUAUUGCGCAGUGCGACUGUCAAUCCAGCUAAGAUGAUGGGAUGUGAAUCCGAACUUGGGCAGAUCAAGGAAGGAUUCCAUGCCGAUGUUGUUAUCUUGAACAAGAAUCCGCUAGAGGAUGUGACUGUCUUCGACAGGCCCGAUGAGCAUGUGUUGGGUGUGAUGAAAGACGGCCGUGUAUAUAAGAGCAGAUGGGCGGGCUUGCUUGAAGAUGGGCAAAUCCCUGUGAAAGUGCAAUGA
Penicillium brevicompactum is the source of this 1338-nucleotide messenger RNA. Its product is annotated as metal-dependent hydrolase family protein. NCBI's taxonomy places the organism in Eukaryota, Fungi, Ascomycota, Eurotiomycetes, Eurotiales, Aspergillaceae. The transcript has a single exon. Bases 1 to 1338 code for a protein of 445 amino acids. The record is from RefSeq and is a predicted model, not a curated record. Gene Ontology annotation, molecular function: hydrolase activity, acting on carbon-nitrogen (but not peptide) bonds.